Messenger RNA from Iphiclides podalirius (scarce swallowtail), 804 nucleotides. NCBI's taxonomy places the organism in Eukaryota, Metazoa, Arthropoda, Insecta, Lepidoptera, Papilionidae. The record is from the annotation of a GenBank genome assembly.
AUGAGUGUGAGUAAAGUAGGCAAGGUGGUUUUAGAGUUGGGUGGAGGUCUGUGCCGAUGGCGGAUCGGGAGUGUGGGGAGUGAGAGAGGAGACGGCGGUGGCGGCGGGCGCGGCUCGGAGCCCCAGGCAUGCAGCGGCAUGGCCGGCGAGGCUGCGGGCACGUCACGCGGCCUCCGCGUCUACAAGAUAGUGGUGCUUGGAGAUGGCGGUGUUGGCAAGUCCGCUGUAACAUUACAGUUCGUAAGCCAUAGUUUUCUGGACUACCAUGACCCGACUAUAGAGGACUCUUAUCAGCAACAGGCCGUAAUAGAUGGUGAACCAGCUUUGUUAGAUAUUUUGGAUACAGCUGGACAGGUGGAAUUCACGGCCAUGCGGGAACAGUAUAUGAGAUGCGGAGAAGGUUUCGUGCUGUGCUACUCGGUGACAGAUCGACGAUCGUUUCGCGCGGCCUCUGAAUACAGAAGACUGUUGGCACAAGCAAGGCCGUCGGAGAGGCUGCCUCUUGUGCUCGUCGGCAACAAGCUGGACUUGGCGCCGAGGUUUAGACAAGUCACCACUGAGGAAGGAAAAGCCUUAGCUACACAGCUUGGUUGUCCAUUCUUCGAGACAUCUGCUGCAUUACGACACUUCGUUGAUGAUGCGUUCCAUGCGCUGGUGAGAGAGAUACGACGCCUGGAAAGACAGAGACAGUCUUCGUUGAUGGGGACGGGCAUUUCCAUGAGCGGCGGGCGUCGGAGGUGGAGGCGCCUUCGCAGCAUCUUCGCGCUCGUGUUCCGCCGCCGCCGGAGACACCACGCCUCGCCC